This is a messenger RNA of Sebastes umbrosus (honeycomb rockfish), 1506 nucleotides long. Its product is annotated as doublesex- and mab-3-related transcription factor A1-like. Gene Ontology annotation, cellular component: nucleus. NCBI's taxonomy places the organism in Eukaryota, Metazoa, Chordata, Actinopteri, Perciformes, Sebastidae. The coding region runs from base 142 to 1314 and encodes 390 amino acids. Gene Ontology annotation, biological process: sex differentiation; regulation of transcription by RNA polymerase II. The record is from RefSeq and is a predicted model, not a curated record. The transcript is spliced from 2 exons. Gene Ontology annotation, molecular function: protein binding; RNA polymerase II cis-regulatory region sequence-specific DNA binding; DNA-binding transcription factor activity, RNA polymerase II-specific.
CACUUAAAGGCGCUGGUUCAGGGUGCCAGCCAUUCACUCAGAGAGAGAGAGAGAGAGAGAGAGAGAGAGAAGGCCACACCAGACUUUGACUUGUGUAGGACUUUUUAAGACUUUGUGUGUUUGCAAACCCACCUCAGGUAAAUGGACAGCAGGAUCAGACCGCUCGGCCCAAACCCUCUCGGUGGCUACCCUUCUCCUCUCUUCCUCCGGGCUUGCAACCCGGCUCUGGAGAGAGGAUACCCGCGCACCCCGAAGUGCGCCCGCUGCAGAAACCACGGCGUGGUGUCCGCGCUGAAGGGCCACAAGCGCUUCUGUCGCUGGAGAGACUGCGUGUGCGCAAAGUGCACCCUGAUAGCGGAGCGGCAGCGCGUGAUGGCCGCGCAGGUGGCGCUGAGGAGGCAGCAGGCGCAGGAGGAGAGCGAGGCCCGCGAGCUGAGGAUCAUGUACCCGGGCUCCUCGGGGAUCCCAGAGGGGUCACCAGCAGGACCAGUAGCUCCCGGCAACACUCCAGCAGCAGCUCCCGGGUUUGAUAUUUUUGGAGCAGAGAACCAAAAGAAUGAUGACAAACUGAGCAAGUACCACUUUUAUAACGGAUUCAUGGGUCGACCCCUGACCUUUGCUCCCCACACCGCACGGCUGACCUCUCCAAUUGACAAGAAAGAUCUGUCUCCAAACAACAAGGACAACAGCGCUUCAUUCAACGACGACAGCGCAAGUCCAUCAUCCCCAGUGUUUGACCAGCGCUCAGACCACUUAGAGAGUCCGCAGAGGUCGCUCUCCUCCUCGGAUCCGGAGUCGGGCAGUGAGUCGGAGAAGCCCAAGGACUACCGGAGCCUGGAGCGGGACCCCACUGACAUCAUGGCCAAGAUCUUCCCCCAUCAGAAGCGGGACACCCUGGAGUCCAUGGUGAGAACGUGCAAAGGCGACAUUGUCAGAUCCAUUGAGCUGGUGUUGAGCUCCAAAGACUCUGAUAGCUUGUCCCUGCGCCCAAACGCACUCAGGCCUCCUGUCGGAUUGCCCGGAGCGUUUGGUGCUCAGGGGAACAAAUCCGCCUUCUCCCCGCUCCAUAUGCCACCGACCGACAGUCUGUAUGGUGUCAGCCCCUUACGGCUGGCCUAUUCCUCUGCAAACGGCGGUAUGGCAGGUUUUAUGUCACCAUACAUGACAUCCGGACUGAUGCCAAUGUUCCCACUGCGUCCACCCAUGGACUCAUAUUCCUUCCCGGGCAUGAUCCGAGACCUUUCUUACCUUCAGAGCAAGGAGUCACUAUGCAGCAGUGCAGGUCUUUACACAAGACUCAACAGUGAAAAAUGACAAUUUUUAAUAAUGUUAUCCUUUUAGGUAGUCUUAUUGUAAAUUUGCUUUCAGUAUACCUUUAAAAUCGCCUUUCAAGUGCCUCAACCCCAAAGAGCUGAUUGAAAUCACUGCAUUGGACAAUUUCCAUUUGUUUUUUAUACUGUAAAUGUUGUAAAGAUUGUUUUUUAUUAAUAAAACUAUCAAAAGGUG